GAUCCGCGCGCGUGCGCGCGCGCACUGCUCCGAGUCCCGAAGUCACCGCCAGUCACAAGCCGUCAUCGUCGUCCCCGCUCUCCGAUCACAAUCUCUAUCGCCAACGUCGUCACUAUCAUCAGCGCUCGUGCCUCGACUUUUUUUUCUCGAACCUAGCGCCGAGCCCCCCCAGUCGGGCGUGGGGCAACGGCGCCCGGCUGCAGUUUCAACUGGACGGACGUUCAAACCGAGGGGCUUCAAAGCGCGUGGCAUCGGGACGACCAGGAAGAGGAGUACCAGGAGGAGGAGGACCAGACACACGGGCAGAGGAUAGGGAACAUCGAGCACAGGAUCAGGAGGAGGCUCGUAAGAAAAUAAAAAAGAAAAUCAGAAGAUAGGGGAGAUUAGGAGGAGGCUCAGGAAUAAGCUGAGGAGGAGGCUCAAGAUCAGGAGUUCAGGUCUCGCUAUCGCGCACCAUGCAUCGACCCGCGGGCGCGCUCACCGCCUUCACCAUCGACUCCCUCAUCGGGGGCGGACAGGGCAGCUGCGGUCAGCUACUCUACCCGGGCUACCCGGGGCUCUUCCUGCCCCCCUAUGGGCCCCUGGUGAUCCCCAGCCCAGCCGCGCUGCAAGCCGGGCUGCACGGAUUCGCGGGCGCCGCUUUCGGAGCCGCGGGGCUCUGCUCGGCUUUCGCCAGGACCCUGCCGCCCGUGAUCCCCGACACGAGGCACUGCUACGGGAAGGGGAGACCCCCGGGCAGGGAGGAGCGACUUCGCGACCACUCUCACGACUCCUCGGGGAGCUUCUCCCGAAGCCGGGAGACGGAGCAAGAGGAGCGCAAUGAGACGGAAGACGCGGGGCGAACGGAGCGUCCGCCCGCGGUGGUUCUUCACUGCGCCAAGCCCUGCAGGUCUCCCACCACCGCGGCGCGGGUCGCGGGCUUCAGUCCCGGGGGGAUCGAGGGCGCGCGUGGAGGGCGCGGCGCCUCCUCCUCCUCCUCGUGCUCCGCGCCCGACGACGAAUUCUCGUGCGACAGCGACGCGGACCACUGCAGCUCGGACGAGUUCAGCGGAGACAGCCUGCACUCCCCCCCACGAGCUCUCCCCGCGACUCCCCGCUCCACCAGAGUGUCUCCCCCCUGCUCGUCGUCAUCGGCAGCAUCCUUCUCGCCGGGUGACAGAGGCUACGCGGCCGAACACGAUCAGCAUCGCCGGCACGAUGACCAUCAGCGCGUUGCUGAAGACCAACUUCAGAAUGACCACAAUAUUCACCACCACCAGCAGCAUCAUCAUCAUCAUCAGCAUCUUCAGCAGUCUCACCACCACCACUACGACUUUCACCAGCAGCAACAGCAGCAGCAUCAGCAGCAAGUGGGCAAGUCCAAUCUCAACCCGCAGCAGCAGCAGCAGAGGAGGCGGCGGCGCACGGCGUUCACGAGCGAGCAGCUGCUGGAGCUCGAGAAGGAGUUCCUGAGCAAGAAGUACCUCUCCCUGUCCGAGCGCUCGCAGAUCGCGGCGGCGCUGCGUCUCAGCGAGGUGCAGGUGAAGAUUUGGUUCCAGAACCGGCGCGCUAAGUGGAAGCGCGUCAAAGCGGGCAACGGCGCGUCCCGGAGCGGGGAGCCGACCCGAAACCCCAAGAUCGUGGUGCCCAUCCCCAUUCACGUGAACCGCUUCACCGCACGGGGAAUCCAGCCGGGGGGACUCGAGGCCGGCGGGCAGAGCCAGUCAGAGCAAGACAAGAUGUAGUCGUCCCCAACCCCCGUCGCUCCACUUUGGUUAAACCAGGGCCACAUCCCCCAACUCGCGUCUGGACUCUGAGGCUCGGCUCCGGACAGCUCCGGCUGAAAUUGAGCCCUGGGUUGAAGACGCAGCGCCUCAACUAUUCAUCAUCGUCAUCGAUAUAAUAUGACAGGGCCGAUCCAUUGAUGGAUGAACGCCAUCCCAAAGCCGAUGCCAUCUCCUGUGAUCCCGUGAUGCAACACCCACAACAUGAACGAGCUCUUAUCUUGUAGCUACACUGCGUGGCUGUGUAGUGGUAUGGGCUGUCCCAGCACGUGUCCGAAGCUUCGCUCGUGUUUGGGAACAUAGAUUAAACCUUUAGCUCGCUCUUGUGACACCCUUGCAGUGACGUCCAUAUGCAAAUCACAGGGAAUGCGCUCGAACACGUCAGAUCUCAGAAGCUGAGCAACGUUGAGCCUCCAGGAUAGUGCUGGGUCGGGAGACUGCUCGCUAAUGUACACCAGGCGUCGUGGGCUUGAGCUGCGAGGUAUAACCAGGAUAUGGCAGUGCAGCAACGGAUUCUUGAAUAUGUGGGCACAGCAAUUGAGAAUUACUCCCUCGUAUGGCCGGGUUUUCUUGAAGGCAUGAGACAAAAGAAAAUAAGUUAAAUUUCGAUUUAAAGCUAAGUAAGUUAAUGAAUUCAUUGGUUCAAUAAUUAAUUGGCCAAACAUCACAGUCCAGCAGGAGCCUCUUUAAAAAAAGAUCUUGAGACUCGGUGAGCUUUUUUUCGGAUAAAUAAAGGGCAGCAUGAUCAUUACCGUGUAUCAUUCAAGCCUUCAGCAAUCACCUCCGAUGAGCAACGGUCGGCUACGUACGGUGCGAAAGAAGUUCACCAUACAUACAUAGUGACGUCCUUCUAGCGCAGUGGCGGUGCUUGUGAAAAAAACCGAGUCAAUCUAAAAUAUAAUAAAGUUAUUUUUUUCUCUCUCAACAACGAAGCUGCAAACUCGUGUGGGACAGCGCGGCACACAGUGCCAGCGUUGUGGGAAUUACAAGAUAAGAGCAAAUUGUUGUUGUUGUUACGUGUGGCUCGCGUCUUUAAUAUAUUUUAAGAGCUGCCCCGAAUAACCCGACCACGUGUCCAACCUGCGCCACGUGUUCACGUGUAAGUGGGUCCUUCACCAUCAUUGGCCACCCACGACUGUUCGCUCAUCACCCGACUUUGACGCGUUGUAGGAGGGGCAGUCGGCAUGUGUUCAAUGAAUACUCGAGCCUUUGUGUGUCUGUGUGUAUAUAUAAAACGCAUCAUGAUACGUAUUCCUGUACAAUACAAUUACCGACUGGUAAUGGACAUUGUUACCCACUUGGUUAAGCAGAAGUGCGCGCGCAUUGAUUGUCUGGGAACAGUCGAGUAGACUUUGCUUCAUUUGCGUGCCUUAAUACUUACGCGUUCCUGAGCUAUAAUUUCUGGGAUUAAAUUGUACGUGAGCGUUCACACACCCACACGUGAAUAGCGUACACACACGGAUGGAUUGUUAUGUUUGCAUGUGCGUGUCUGUGUGUGUCUCUACGAGUGUGUAUGUGUGAGAAUGUACAGGUUUCCCUCGCAUUGUGCGGUAGAUGCGUUCCAAAAAAGGGGUUCACAAAGUGAAAUCGCACGAGACAUCUGCCUGCCGAGUAGCGCACACAGCACACACACAGUACACACACACUACACACACACAGUACACAGACACACACAGUACACACACACACAGUACACACACAGUACACACACAGUACACACACACAGUACACACACACAGUACACAAACACUACACACACACAGUAUACAAACACUACACACAAACACAGUACACACACAGGGUACACACACAGUACACAAACAUUGCACACACACAGUACACACACAGUACACACACAGUACACAAAACUACACACAAACACAGCACACAAACACAGUAAGCACACAAUACACACGCACGCCAUACACAAACAUUACACACACAGUACAAACACAGUACACACAGUACACACGCACGCAGUACACACACAGUACACACGCAGUACACACACACACUACACACAAUGUACUCCCACGCACGCAGUACACAAACAUUACACACGCAGUACACACACACUACACACACACUACACACAAUGUACUCCCACGUCCGACCGCAUUGCCGCAUAUUAGUGACUUAAAACCGCAUAGAGCGAAGUUUGGGUUCAAAUAGGUUCACCGCAUACACGCGAAAUCGCACAAACUGAACCCGCACAAAGCAAGGGAAACGUGUCCUGGGGCCGAGACGUAGCGGUCCACGCGCUUGCGCUACGAUGCCGGCUGACCCGAGUUCGAUUCCCAGCCACGGACAACGUCAGCGGUAGUUUGUCAUCCGAUCUUGUGCUGGGACCGCCCAAAGGUCGACAUGGCCACACAGUAGUAUUACAUUUGUCUUCAUUCAAGACCCCAAUGUUCUAUCCCAAUGUAAGCAGGAGUCACUCAAAUGUGACCUGGACUGCAAACAGCAAAGUUCCGAAUGCAACAAAACACACGAUUCAUUAUCAUGAACGCAAAAAGCUUUCCGGUGCAAGAUACACAGGCAUCGAGCCCGAUGUGUAAACCAAACAUCAAGACUAGGGAGACAAAGGCGGCCGGGCGCGGGAUCUGACCACACCGCCAUAUCGUGCGUCGUUACGGCCUUAAUAGGUGCUCGCUAAGAACAAUUGCCCCCCCCCCCACCACCACCCAGGUCUAAAAAUGCAACACGACGGGUUCUUUGUCUUUGUGUGCGAGCGAGUGAAUAUACGCCUAACAGACUGUUUCCCCAACAGUCUGUUCAGGCUAUACGGUGGAUCUUUGUCUUUGGCUUGUACGUCUACCGGCGUGGGGAGCGGUGAUGUAGCGGUUAGCGCGCUGCGCUACGAACCCGACCACCCGAGUUCAGUUUCCGCCCACGGCCACCACCAGUGACCGGUCCUGGGCCUCCUCGAGGUCGACUCUGCCUCAAAUGAGUACCUGAUGCGGUGUGUAAACAUAGCCACGAGGGAGACAAAGGCGGCCGGGCGUGGUGCUGGCCACCCAUCCCCUCGCCUUCAUAAGUGCUCGCGAAUAGCACUUGCCGCUUGAGGCGAUACGCGGGAUCUUUGGCUUUGUGUGUCUGCCGCUAUGCCAUUGCGUCACUUGCUGGGCUUGUGCCAUCAUUCACACCCACGCUCACGUGGUUUAGCAGAGCAAUGGGCCACUGGAAUGUCACGCAUUAAUUGCUUUUCCCCCUUCCACCAAAGGGUUAUGCGCAAUGCUUGUGGACCGUUCUUUAACUCGUACAACAAAGGAAAACAACCUCAGUACAGCCUCAACUGAUUGUUGGGACAAGUGCUGUUAGCGAGCGGCUAUGAAGGCCGGCACGGCACACGAGGGGGUGGUUGGCCAACACCACGCCCGGCCGCCUUUGUCUACCCAGUGGUGAUGUUUACGUACCGCACCAGGUACUAAUUUGAGGCCGAGUCGACCUAGCGGAGGCCCAGGACCGGUUCAAUUGAUCGUGGCUGGUUUUAGCCGUGAGUGGAAAUCGAACUCGUGUCGCCGGAUUCGGAGCGCGGCGUAGCGCUAACUACUACACUACCGCAGCGCACUACUUCAACUCGCGCGCACACAAAUACGAACAUGUGUGUACAGCACUCAACAUACUAUAUAACAUGCGCAUUGUUUUGUUAUGAAGGUACGUGGUCGUCCUUAAACCUAUAAACAGUUUAACACGCAAGUUAUCACGACCAAUAUUAUCCAUAAGAGGUUUUUGGGUUAGAUCGCAUUAAUCUAAAUGUGUCGUUAAGACCGAAACGGGAGGAUGUAUCCACAACUCUGGCUGUCGCCUGAUGAUGCUCGUUGUAAUUACCGGCGAAACGUCGUACUCGAAUUGUAAAUGUUGUGGGUUUACUCUCCAACACACCGGCGUGCUGAACUAGCAACGAAUUGCCACGUUUUGUUUACGUGACAAACCUUACUAAUUGGCUGUGUCGGGUGGUGGUGGGUUUAACGACACAUUUAUAUUUAAGCGAUUUAACCCACAAACCUCUAUCAUGGACCUAUAAAACACAUUUUGAGCAUCUAAAAUCAAUUCAAGAAACAACCAGCCAGCUUGUAAAUACAUCAGCGUAGUCACCAUCAUCAUCAUGAGCCUUGGUCUGACCACUUCCAUUCCGUUACCAGUCUCGCUGAUCGGAUGAUGACCGAGAGAGACGCGCUUUGUAUAAAUGAACGCGCCGUGACUACACACUUGGCUUCCGCCAGACUUUGUCUUGCGACGAAAAAAAUAUAUUGUUUAGUCUACGCGUGAAUUAUAUUAGAACGGUAAAAAGGUAUAUAUAUUCAAAUAUAUUAUUCCAUCUUUAUAAUGAGUCUCUUUUUACACAUGCGUGAAUCGCGGACGCGUGCAUGCCCCGUGUAUAUUAUAACAAGCGGCGUGAACUAAUGGAGCUGCAUGUAAUUACAUUUGUACGCUUUCGCCUACGAUAUUUCAUAAUAAAUUAUUCAAAUCCGAA
Molecule: messenger RNA, 6240 nt
Organism: Lethenteron reissneri (Far Eastern brook lamprey)
Lineage: Eukaryota; Metazoa; Chordata; Hyperoartia; Petromyzontiformes; Petromyzontidae
Biological process (GO): regulation of nervous system development; regulation of transcription by RNA polymerase II
Cellular component (GO): nucleus
Molecular function (GO): DNA-binding transcription factor activity, RNA polymerase II-specific; RNA polymerase II transcription regulatory region sequence-specific DNA binding
Source: RefSeq, a predicted model, not a curated record